This is a messenger RNA of Larimichthys crocea (large yellow croaker), 2690 nucleotides long. RefSeq names its product electron transfer flavoprotein dehydrogenase (gene etfdh). Gene Ontology annotation, biological process: electron transport chain. The record is from RefSeq and is a predicted model, not a curated record. Lineage: Eukaryota; Metazoa; Chordata; Actinopteri; Sciaenidae. Gene Ontology annotation, molecular function: iron-sulfur cluster binding; electron-transferring-flavoprotein dehydrogenase activity. The transcript is spliced from 13 exons. Bases 257 to 2125 code for a protein of 622 amino acids. Gene Ontology annotation, cellular component: mitochondrial inner membrane.
ACAGUGAAGUGUGUACAGAUCAGCAGUUGCGCAGUUACCACUGUGUUCCAGUGUUGAACGCGGCCGCAGCGGCGCAGCUUUUGACGCCCCUCGCACGUCUUAUGAGACGUAUUUUGUAAGAUAUCAGCGGCUCGGCAUUGUUUACCGAGCUCAGCCUGUGCACCGGCAGCGAAGCGUGAACAACACAACUCCAUCUCGGCUGGUUAUUAACAUUAAAACUGUCCCCCUGUCCGCUGGUGGUCUGAAACUAGCAGGCAUGUUUCCAGCUAGCAGAUACACGAGCAAAGCCCACAGGUGUAUCAGGGCGCUGAAGACCGUGCAGACAGAGCAUGCUGCCCCUCAGCUGUACACAGCCCUGAACAGACGGACGUGCUCCUCUGUGUCCACACCCAGAAUCACAACACAUUACACCAUCCAUUCUCGAGACAAAGAUUCAAGAUGGGAAGGUGUCGAAAUGGAGAGAUUUGCAGAUGAGGCAGAUGUGGUGAUUGUAGGUGCGGGCCCUGCCGGUCUUUCGGCGGCCAUUCGUCUGAAGCAGCUAGCCAAUGAACAGGAGAAGGAGCUGCGAGUGUGCCUUGUAGAAAAGGCCUCUCAGAUUGGAGCACACACCCUGUCAGGAGCCUGUCUGGAGCCCACUGCCCUUAAUGAGCUCUUUCCUGAUUGGAAGGAACGAGGGGCUCCCCUGAACACACCAGUGACUGAAGAUGUGUUCGGCAUUUUAACAGAGAAACACAGAAUCCCAGUGCCCAUAUUGCCAGGUCUGCCCAUGGUCAACCAUGGUAACUACAUUGUUAGGCUGGGGAACUUUGUGCGUUGGCUUGGGGAGCAGGCCGAGGAGCUUGGAGUGGAGCUGUAUCCUGGUUAUGCUGCGUCUGAGGUUUUGUUCCAUGAAGAUGGAAGUGUAAAGGGAAUUGCCACCAAUGAUGUCGGCAUUGCCAAGGAUGGCUCACCAAAGGAUGUUUUUGAGAGAGGAAUGGAGCUCCAUGCUAAAGUCACAUUGUUCGGAGAGGGCUGUCAUGGCCACUUGGCCAAGCAGCUUUACAAGCAAUUCAACCUGCGUGAGAACUGUGAGCCCCAGACCUACGCCAUUGGCCUGAAGGAGUUGUGGACAAUUGAUGAGAAGAAGUGGAGGCCAGGCAGAGUGGAGCAUUCUGUGGGCUGGCCCUUGAACAGACACACAUAUGGAGGAUCCUUCCUCUAUCACCUGAAUGAAGGAGAACCACUCGUGGCCUUGGGCUUUGUGGUCGGUCUGGACUACACCAACCCUUACCUGAGCCCCUUCAGGGAGUUCCAGCGAUGGAAACAUCACCCCUCCGUAGCUCCCACACUGGAGGGAGGCCACAGGAUUGCAUACGGGGCCAGGGCACUGAAUGAAGGAGGAUUACAGUCCAUCCCAAAGCUGACUUUCCCUGGAGGCCUGCUGAUUGGCUGCAGCCCUGGUUUGAUGAACGUCCCAAAGAUCAAAGGCACCCACACAGCUAUGAAGAGUGGCAUGCUGGCUGCUGAGGCCAUCUUCCCCAAAGUCAUAGCAGAGAGCUUGGACUCGGAGACGGCAGGGCUCCAUGUAACCGAGUACAGUGACAACUUGAAGAAUUCGUGGGUGUGGAAAGAGUUGUAUGCAGUAAGAAACAUCAGGCCGUCCUUCCACAAUUACUUUGGCCUGUAUGGUGGCAUGGUUUACACUGGAGUUUUCUACUGGAUCUUCAGAGGAAAAGAGCCGUGGACCCUCAAACACUGUGGCCUUGAUGCAAACCAGCUGAAACCGGCUAAGGAUUGUACACCGAUUGAAUACCCCAAGCCCGAUGGCAAGAUAAGCUUCGACCUGCUCUCGUCUGUGGCCCUGAGCGGCACCAACCAUGAGGGGGACCAACCCCCCCACCUGACCCUAAAGGAUGACAGCAUCCCGGUCAACAGGAACCUGGCCAUAUAUGAUGGACCUGAACAACGAUUCUGCCCCGCAGGUGUGUACGAGUAUGUUCCCAUGGAAACUGGAGAUGGGAUGAGAUUGCAGAUAAACGCUCAAAACUGCGUCCACUGUAAGACCUGUGACAUCAAGGACCCGAGCCAAAACAUCAACUGGGUUGUGCCUGAAGGCGGCGGUGGACCAGCCUACAACGGAAUGUGAACGUUUUCUUUUUGUCUUGAAGUACGAUUCGAUACGAGUAUGGAUCUGAAAAUAACUACAUAUCUUCUGUUUAGGGUACCAAGAAAGCCAGGAAAUCAAACUACAAUUGCAUAUUGUCCUAGAAAUUAAUUUAUAGUGUGGUGUAAAGUUUAAAACGUUGCACAGGUGUCAUAUCACCCACGCAAACUACAGGAUCAUGAAAAACUGAGUUCUGCAUCACUGCCAUGAAAAUCCACAAUAUGACAUUUAAAGCAGUGACUCUUAUUUGUGCUGUAAAAGGACUUAAUGAACUGUAAGAGUUAAUAUAUUUUCUUCUUCUGUAAUUGAACAAGCAAACAACUUUUCAAAUUACAGUUUAUUUCAGCGUUAUUGCAGGUAUAUUUUGACAGCAUCUGAUCUGCACAGUACUGUACAUAACAUUAGAUGAUAGUAUCACAGUAAUUAAUAAAGAACACUUGACUCAUCCUUUUGACCUCUGUAAAAAAAACAAACAUAAAAACAAAUAGAUGUACUGUGUGUGUAGAAGGGCUCUGUAUCAAAAUCUAUUAAACAAUACAACACGAAA